This is a messenger RNA of Xenia sp. Carnegie-2017, 1029 nucleotides long. Its product is annotated as non-reducing polyketide synthase PKS16-like. The record is from RefSeq and is a predicted model, not a curated record. The transcript is spliced from 5 exons. The coding region runs from base 1 to 1029 and encodes 342 amino acids. NCBI's taxonomy places the organism in Eukaryota, Metazoa, Cnidaria, Anthozoa, Malacalcyonacea, Xeniidae. Gene Ontology annotation, biological process: biosynthetic process.
AUGUGGUCUGGAGUUGAUGAAGCCGACUAUGAUAUGAACAUUAGCCUUCACAAAUAUGGCAUCGACUCAAUGGCAGCCACUAAUAUGAAAAUCCGAAUUCAAAAUCACAUUGGAGCUAUCUUCGAGUCCUAUUAUUUCGUUCAACCCAAAACAAGUGGUUUAACAAUUAUCAAUGACAUUAUGGCGCAAAUCGAUGUGUUGAUAGCAAUGAAAAGACAAACAGAAAACAAAGAUCACUCGGAUAGAGCAGUCAAUGAUAUCGAGAAUAGUGUAGAAAUUGCUGAAGUCGAAAUCUCGCAAAUUAGCAAAGAGAAAGUGAUUGCACUUUACUCUCCAGAUGAAGUUGUUGUAAACGUAUUUAUGAUUCAUGGUAGUCAUAAAUCUGCUUUAUCAUUGGCUUCAUUUGCUCUUGGCUUUGAAGAUCAGUCUUACGUUUCACUUUAUGGUAUUGGAAUGGAUGAAAAUUUAUUUGAGACAUCAGACUAUGGCAAUGUAAAAGAUUUAGCAAAAUCUUACAUUAGAUUAAUAAAAAGUAUUCAACGCCUGGGACCGUACUAUUUGGCGGGAUACUCAUUUGGUGGAACGGUUGCUUACGAAAUGGCAAGUCAGUUGAAAAGAAACAAUGAGACCGUUUUAAUGCUUUUGAUGGUCGAUACGUACGCCUGGUUUCCUAAUUCUCUACUGUACGCAAAAGAUUUCUUUUAUAAUCAAGCCGAAGGCAACUUAAAAAAUGCAAUGGAAAUUGUGGUUCGACAAUUGAUUGAGGGUUUUGCUUAUACGUCUCUGGGUGUAACAAAAAAUCAAGUUCAUGAUCUUUACGAGAGCUUCGAAGAUUACCAUGCCAUCAUUGGUGCAUUAGAAGAUAUGGCUGCUGAACGAAAUGUAGAGUUUUUCCUAAGAAAAAAUGUCGACACUGUUCUUUAUGAACUGAGAUCAGCUAAAGAUGCUCAUCUUGAAUGGCAACCCGCGAAGGUUUGGUGGAAAGUGUCCUCAUGCAUUAACCUUAAAUGUCAUAGUAUUAUAAGUUAA